Pundamilia nyererei is the source of this 1764-nucleotide messenger RNA. RefSeq names its product gastrula zinc finger protein XlCGF57.1-like. Lineage: Eukaryota; Metazoa; Chordata; Actinopteri; Cichliformes; Cichlidae. Gene Ontology annotation, molecular function: RNA polymerase II cis-regulatory region sequence-specific DNA binding; DNA-binding transcription factor activity, RNA polymerase II-specific. The coding region runs from base 351 to 1730 and encodes 459 amino acids. The transcript has a single exon. Gene Ontology annotation, biological process: regulation of transcription by RNA polymerase II. The record is from RefSeq and is a predicted model, not a curated record.
UUGCACAGAUCCUCGCUGCUAUAGGCCUGUAAAAAUUAACUUAAAGCAUCAUGUUAGAACUCAAUUAACAAGCUGUUAGCAUCUGUCCUAUCUGUGUUUCAGUUUUACCGUCAGAUGUCCGCAAAGUGAUUGUUGGUGAAGAAGAGCAGCAACAGUGGAGCCCCCUCCUGGACUCAGAGCACACACACAUCAAAGAGGAGCAGGAGGAAGCCUGGAGCAGCCAGGACGCAGAUCAGCUUCGACGUCCGCAGGAGGCCUGUGUCACCAUAUUAACAUUCAGUCCCGUGAAAAAUGAAGAAGAUGCUGAGGAGAAACCAGAGUCCUUGCAGCUUCAUCGCCAUCAGACUGGAAUGAAAAAAGAAGCCAGGAACUCAGACCCAGAAAGCCAUUCAGAGCCAGGAACUGACAAAGCUUCAGACUCUUCUGAGACCGAGGUGAGUGACGGUGACUGGGAGCAGAACAAGGAACCUCAGUCAGGUCAAAAAUGCCGGAAAAACCACAACUUCACUAUUAUCGACAUUAACUGUAACAUUGAGCGAUCGUUCAGCUGUUCCGAAUGUGGUCAGAGGUUCGGCAGAAAGCCACACCUCAAAGCACACAUGAGAAUUCACACUGGAGAGAAACCUUUUAGUUGCUCUUUUUGUGGCAAAACAUUUUCUCAGAAAGGAAACUCCAUCAGCCACAUGAGACUUCACACUGGAGAGAAACCUUUCAGCUGCUCCAUCUGUAAGAAAAGUUUCAGGUACAGUGGUGACGUGAGCAGGCACAUGAAAAUCCACACAGGACUGAAAAAAGGCCGCAGCAAGGUUAGCGACAUGGUCAGCAGUGGCAUUCAUGUGAGGUCAAGACCUGGCGGGAACUUACAUCCAGACACUUCCUUACAACCAGGAAGUGAUGUUAAAGCCCCAGAACCUGAGACUGAAGCAAACCACGAAACUUUGAAGGAACCUGGAGAAUCUCUGCCCCAUUUAAACUCUCUGAGGAGUGACGCUAUCUCUCUGAGUGAGAUAAGAAGUACUGAUAAGGAGGCAUUUAGCUGCUCUGAGUGUGGACGGACAUUCUGCCGUAGAGACCACCUGAUCAGCCACAUGAGAACGCACACUGGAGAGAAACCAUUCAGCUGCUCAGUCUGUGAGAAACGUUUCAGCUGUAGCGGGAACAUCUUGGCACACAUGAGAAUCCACACAGGAGAGAAACCGUUUGAAUGUUCGUUCUGCGGGAAGAGUUUUAGCCAGAAAGGAACACUGCAGCUUCACGUAAGAAUUCACACGGGAGAGAAACCCUUCACCUGCCCUUUUUGUGAUAAAAGAUUUGCGCACAAAAGACGCAUGACGCUGCACAUGUCUGUCCACACAGAGGAGAAACGGUUCAGCUGCAGCGCUUGUGACAAAAGGUUCACCUGGUAUACGCAGCUCAAAACGCACAGGUGUGUCGGAGAGCCAUCACAGCUCCGCCAGAACCAAAGUGAGAAGACAGUUCCUCCGAAGGAGUCCUUCAGCUGCACUGAGUGCGGUAAAAUGUUCAGCCUCAAGGGCAAUUUGAAGACACACAUGAGAAUUCACACAGGAGAGAAACCAUUUGGUUGUUCAGUUUGUGGAAAGAGUUUUAAACAAAACGUGCAUCUGACUGAACACAUGACAAUUCACACAGGGGAGAAACUCUAUAAGUGCAGCAUCUGCGGUAAAGGAUUCAAUAAGAAGUUACUUAUUAAAAACCACACCUGUGUUUAAGCUUGGACGCUUUAUCAGCUCUGAUCACAUCCAC